AAUUGUUGCAUGUUAGUAAUUCUUAUACGUUCGCUAAUGAAUCGGUUAUAUAAUUAUAGUAACGUGUGUCGUAAACUAAAAAUACAUGUCACUGAGACGUAUUUAUGUUUGUUUACUGUUCUAUUAUCAGUCAGAUGUGUAACGAUACAAAUGAAUCAUUGACAUGGAACUUUGGUUUGCAAGUCUAUUUGCAGCGAGAACUUUCGAGUCUCCGUGGCUACGUAGUGCAAACGUAGAUAUACGUCACAAGGAAUAUAUAAAGAGGAUCGCAGCUCAUUCCUUCAUACUGAAAUCGAACGCGCUAAGAGUCAGAGCGAAUACAAAAUGUCACUCUCUCCUUACUUCUUCGACUACGACGUGCCCAGAUGGCCCCGCCGUCUUCUGGAACAAAACUUCGGCCUCACGCUGUCCCCAGAUGAUCUAUUCACCGCUACGAGCCCAAUAAUUCCACGGUACAACAAAUUCUGGUGGCCACGCGACUCUAGUUCAUCUAUCAAGGUCGAUAAAGACAAGUGGUCUAUCAACAUUGACGUCCAGCACUUCGCACCAGAUGAAAUUACAGUUAAAACUGCAGAUGGAUUCAUCGUUGUUGAGGGCAAACAUGAAGAAAAGCAAGAUGAACAUGGCUUCGUGUCAAGGCAAUUUGUGAGACGAUUUAAACUGCCCCAGGAAAUCAACGCAGACGCGAUAGAGUCCCGCCUUUCUUCAGAUGGAGUGUUAUCAGUUUUGGCGCCAAAGAAAUCUGAAACACAGAAGGGUGAGAGGAAUGUUCCAAUCACACAAACAGGACCAGUGAGGAAGGAAAUCAAAGAUGACGCAGGUCAGGUCCAGGAUCAGGAGAAGAAAGAAAGUGAAAAGUGAAUUUGAUCUGUAAUGUUGUGCCAUGGAGUUCAAAAUUGACUGAUUAAUGAUUAUUUAAGAGACUGUCGAUUUAUUAAUUUAUUAUUUCUAAUAAAGUAUUAUUAUUUUCUA
Messenger RNA from Colias croceus (clouded yellow), 972 nucleotides. Its product is annotated as protein lethal(2)essential for life-like. The coding region runs from base 325 to 861 and encodes 178 amino acids. NCBI's taxonomy places the organism in Eukaryota, Metazoa, Arthropoda, Insecta, Lepidoptera, Pieridae. Gene Ontology annotation, molecular function: protein folding chaperone. The transcript has a single exon. Gene Ontology annotation, biological process: protein refolding; response to heat. The record is from RefSeq and is a predicted model, not a curated record.